Molecule: messenger RNA, 2127 nt
Organism: Xyrauchen texanus (razorback sucker)
Lineage: Eukaryota; Metazoa; Chordata; Actinopteri; Cypriniformes; Catostomidae
Gene: slc46a1
Product: solute carrier family 46 member 1
Exons: 6
Coding region: 129-1565 (478 amino acids)
Biological process (GO): transmembrane transport
Cellular component (GO): plasma membrane
Molecular function (GO): transmembrane transporter activity
Source: RefSeq, a predicted model, not a curated record
GCGACUUCCGUAAGUCACAUUCUGUUAAUGGCGCUUUUUGUUGCUAAUGUUCGAUGGUGACAAUUCUUCAGCGCAGAGCUUUAUCGUGUGUGUAAUUGAGUAUUGGUACUGUCAAAAAGCGUUCAAUCAUGGUUGAUUCUGACACUAGCGCUAUUCUUGAAGAGGACUCUUCAGAGUCGGGUAACUCUAGCAAAGUAUGUUGUUGUUUUAGGGUGCCUGUGGGCACCAAACCACCGCCGUGUUCAUGUCCAUUUUCCGUGACCGUGGAGCCCGUGAUGUUCCUUUCCACGUUCUCCAUAGCUCUCCAAAUGCCUCUGUACACGCAGUACCUGUGGGAUCGUAUCAGUGAAGAUGUAGGUUACAAUAGAACAAAGGGAGGAGGAUGCAAUGCAUCGACUGCCUACGACCCUCUGCAGAAGGAAGUGGAGACUCUGACUGCCCACUGGAACCUCUACAUCAAUUUGGGUGGAUUUCUAGUUGGCUUGAUUUUGGUCACCCUGCUGGGCUCAUGGAGUGACCGUGCAGGUCGGCGUCUGGUUCUGAUCGUCCCAUCCUUGGGUAUGGCUGUUCAGGCAGCUGUGUAUCUUAUUGUAAUGUAUUUAAAGCUGCCUGUCUACUGGUUCCUCAUUGGACGCAUUUGCAGCGGCCUCUCUGGGGACUUCAAUGCAAUUUUGGCUGGUUGCUUUGCUUAUGUGGCCGACAUCAGUGGCAGGGGCUCUCGCACCUUUCGGGUGGCAAUACUAGAGGCGUGUUUGGGAUUGGCUGGCAUGUUUGCGAGCAUCAUAGGAGGGCAGUGGCGACGGGCACAAGGGUAUAUUAACCCUUUCUGGCUUGUUCUGGCCACAAAUCUUGCAGCAGCCCUCUACGCAUACCUCUUUGUGCCUGAAUCGGUCACGCCUGACCCCGAGGCAAAACUUCUAUCCACUAGGCACCAUCGGGCUGUCUACCGACUCUAUAAAUCUGAUGCACCGCAGGGACGCAGAACUAAACUGUGGCUGUAUACUCUUUGCUUCUUUUUGGUGGUGUCUGUACAUUUCGGAUGCAGAGACCUUUAUGUGCUCUAUGAGUUGAGCUCUCCACUAUGCUGGGGUCCAGAGCUGGUUGGUUAUGGUUCUGCAGCCCUGCAUCUGGCAUAUGGGACCAGCCUUAUCGGGCUGAGGUCCAUGCAAUGCUGCCUGGAGGACUCCUGGGUGGCUCUGGUGGGUCUUGCCUCCAAUUUUGCUGGCUUGAUUGUGAUUUCAGUCGCUAACACCACAGCUCUGAUGUUCACAGGGUAUGGUCUGUGUUUCCUAUUUAUGGCCUCUACACCAGUCCUGAGAUCUAAACUGUCUAAGUUGGUGGACCCUUCAGAGCAAGGGGCUCUGUUUGCUUCAGUGGCGUGUGUGGAAGGUCUGUGCUCACUAGUAUCUAGUGGGGUUUUUAACACCCUGUACCCUGCCACCUUACUCUUCAUGAAAGGUUUCCCCUUCCUUUUGGGGGCCAUGAUCCUUCUCAUUCCAGCUGGAAUUAUUGGUGGCUUGGGUUGCCAGGAGAUGAGGAGGAACAAAGAAGGCUUCAGACAGUGAUUCUGCUUGAACUGAGCACAACAGCAAAUUGUGGUCUGUUAUUUCUUUAAAUCUUUUGUUAACAUUUUAAUACGUUUUUAAUUAAAUGUGAAAAACAUCAUAAACAUGAAGUGUUCAGUUAGAAUUGUUUAUUUUGAAGGGCAGUUUAAUCCACUUUUAGAUUAUAAUGGUGAUGAAUUGAUUUUUACCAUGUAAAACUCAUUCGAUUCUAACAUCAGCAAUAUUGACUGAAAAAUUAAGAGGAAUAUGUUUCCCUGUGUAGAUGUUUAUGUGAAGACUGUUUACUAGCUCAGGAAACUUGAUCACAGCCCAACUCGCAUAAUGCUGAAUUUAAAGUCUUCCUCUUAUUAAUUGUGUUUCAGAAAUGUUAAAACUGCCAAGUAAGUGAGAAUUAUGUGGAUGUGAGUGGAGACUUAGUAUUCUAUCAGUAUUCUAAUGAAAAGAGAAUAUAAAAUCUAAUGCUUCCUCUUAGUCUGAAAGUGUUUUUUAAACAAGAAUAUUUUCCUCCAUUGCAACAUGCACAUUUUUGUGAAUCUAACUUUGAAAUUAAAAGGAUAUUUUC